Erinaceus europaeus (western European hedgehog) is the source of this 1768-nucleotide messenger RNA. It is a transcript of the gene PSMD12, whose product is annotated as proteasome 26S subunit, non-ATPase 12. The transcript is spliced from 11 exons. The coding region runs from base 44 to 1414 and encodes 456 amino acids. NCBI's taxonomy places the organism in Eukaryota, Metazoa, Chordata, Mammalia, Eulipotyphla, Erinaceidae. The record is from RefSeq and is a predicted model, not a curated record. Gene Ontology annotation, cellular component: cytoplasm; nuclear proteasome complex; proteasome regulatory particle, lid subcomplex.
GGCCGAGCCGUGGCUGAGUCGGGGAGACGGGGCGGCGGCGAUCAUGGCGGACGGCGGCUCGGAGCGGGCCGAUGGGCGCAUCGUCAAGAUGGAGGUGGACUACAGUGCCACGGUGGACCAGCGGCUGCCCGAGUGCGAGAAGCUGGCCAAGGAAGGAAGACUUCAAGAAGUCAUUGAGACACUUCUCUCCUUGGAAAAACAGACCCGCACUGCAUCUGAUAUGGUGUCCACAUCCCGCAUCUUAGUUGCAGUGGUGAAGAUGUGCUAUGAAGCUAAAGACUGGGAUCUGCUUAAUGAAAAUAUUAUGCUUUUGUCAAAAAGACGGAGUCAGUUAAAGCAGGCUGUUGCAAAAAUGGUUCAACAGUGCUGCGUUUACGUUGAGGAAAUCACAGACCUUGCAGUCAAACUUCGUUUAAUUGAUACUCUGCGGAUGGUUACAGAAGGAAAGAUUUAUGUUGAAAUUGAGCGUGCUCGACUGACUAAAACGUUGGCAACUAUAAAAGAGCAAAAUGGUGACGUCAAAGAGGCGGCUUCAAUUUUACAAGAGUUACAGGUGGAAACCUAUGGGUCGAUGGAAAAGAAGGAGCGAGUGGAGUUUAUUCUGGAGCAGAUGCGGCUCUGCCUAGCUGUGAAGGAUCACAUCCGCACGCAGAUCAUCAGCAAGAAAGUCAACACCAAGUUUUUCCAGGAAGAAAACACAGAGAAAUUAAAAUUGAAAUACUACAAUUUAAUGAUUCAGUUAGAUCAACAUGAGGGGUCCUAUUUGUCUAUUUGUAAGCACUACAGAGCAAUAUAUGACACUCCCUGUAUACAGGCAGAAAGUGAAAAGUGGCAGCAGGCUCUGAAAAGUGUUGUCCUCUAUGUUAUCUUGGCUCCUUUUGACAAUGAACAGUCAGAUUUGGUUUGCCGAAUUAGUAGUGACAAGAAAUUAGAAGAAAUUCCUAAAUACAAAGAUCUCUUAAAACUUUUUACCACAAUGGAGUUGAUGCGCUGGUCCACACUUGUUGAAGACUACGGAAUGGAAUUAAGGAAAGGUUCACUAGAGAGUCCUGCAACUGAUGUCUUUGGUUAUACAGAGGAUGGCGAAAAAAGGUGGCAAGACUUGAAGAACAGAGUCGUUGAACAUAAUAUCAGGAUAAUGGCCAAGUAUUAUACCAGGAUAACAAUGAAGAGAAUGGCUCAACUUUUGGACCUGUCUGUUGAUGAAUCAGAAGCUUUCUUGUCAAAUCUAGUGGUUAACAAGACCAUCUUUGCUAAAGUGGACAGGUUGGCAGGAGUCAUCAACUUCCAGAGACCUAAGGACCCUAAUAAUUUAUUAAAUGACUGGUCUCAGAAACUGAACUCCUUGAUGUCUCUGGUCAACAAAAGCACACACCUCAUAGCCAAAGAAGAGAUGACACACAAUCUGCAGUGAGGGCUUCGGGCCUGCGGUGCUUUUACAAGAGUUAAAAUUGGGAGAGACUCUGAAUGGCGUCUGUGUCUGGCCUUUGAUUGCUUUGAUUUUUCCUAUUCUCAGCUUCUUACCUAACAUUUAGAAGAUAGUGACUAAGUUUGAGAUGCCCCUUUGACCUUUCAGCCCCAUGAUUUGAUCGUUACCUGCAUUUUCAGUUGAUUUCAAAAAAAUACGACACAUUUCUGUUAUCUGAGUCCUCAGUGUGUCCCAGCUGACCCAAAUACAUUUUUUGUCAUUUGAAACCUUUCUGUUAGUCCUUGUUUUCAUUCAGCUAACAACCAUAAUAAUAAAAGCAGUGUUUGCAUGUUUAUUUUC